Dendronephthya gigantea is the source of this 1577-nucleotide messenger RNA. RefSeq names its product E3 ubiquitin-protein ligase RNF168-like. Lineage: Eukaryota; Metazoa; Cnidaria; Anthozoa; Malacalcyonacea; Nephtheidae. Gene Ontology annotation, biological process: double-strand break repair. The record is from RefSeq and is a predicted model, not a curated record. The coding region runs from base 239 to 1276 and encodes 345 amino acids. Gene Ontology annotation, molecular function: ubiquitin-protein transferase activity; nucleosome binding. The transcript has 5 exons. Gene Ontology annotation, cellular component: site of double-strand break; nucleus.
CGGCAUUCUUGCAAUUAUGAGGUAUUAAAGUGUAUUGUUGGGUCACCUCAAAGGAAGAGAAAGGGAUAGUUGUGUUUUUCCUAACCCUAACCCCAGACAUAAAUAUUAAAAGACGAAAAACAUCCUCUGACCUGAUGAUGAGGAGCAAUAAUAAGGAGCAGGCCAGAUCAUCCAGAAGUUAUAUAUAGCUCAGUCGCGGGGAAAUUUCGCGGGAAAGGGGAAACUAAAAUUAGUAAAUAUGGCUUCCAAAAACAAGUCGUCAGUAUCAGACAUAUCUGAGUAUAGAUGUAGUAUAUGUCUGCAACUUCUCGUUGAACCAGUUGUUUUGCCAUGUAAACAUGAAAUGUGUAGAUCUUGCUUUUGUCAAAAUGUGGAAGAAGGGAAUUUCUUAUGUCCUAUAUGUAGAAAACGUGUUUCAACUUGGGCACGGAAGUGCAUCAGAGAAGGAACAUUAAUCGAUGAGAAAAGGUGGAAUCUCAUCCAAGAGCUUUUUCCUCGCCGUUGCCUAAAAAGAUUACAGGGCGACGACGACGAAACUGAUGACGAAUCAGAUCAACCACCAACAAAACGAGUUUUGGCAAAGUCUGGCGAGUUAAGAAAAGAAUAUGAACAGGAAAUGAACAAGGUACUACAGUUGCAAAAAGAAGAGGAACAGGCAAGCCAUAACCUUAUUAAUAAUCUUAUCAAAGAGGAAAAAGCUCUACUACAACAGGAAAAAGAGGAUGAACAGCUGGCAAAAAAACUGAAUGAAGAAUUAAAAAACACAAAGGAGGAUGAUGACGUUAUUUCAAAUUUAAGAAAAAAUUCAGAUGACACUUCAAAGAUGAAAUCCAAAGAUUUGAAAAGAAAAAAAGUAAACAGUAAACGGCAAGGAAAAUCCUAUACUUUAGAUAAAUACUUCUCAAACAACAAUCAUUCAGGAAAUUCGCCACCAAGUGAACCACGGCAUAACAGUGACUUUGAAUUUGCAAUGGCAUUGCAGAAGAAAUUUGACAAGGAAGCAUUAGUUCUUAAUAGUAAAAGAGAAGAUUACAUGUUGCGAAAAACAACAGGAAAUCAUAAGAACAGGGCAACACAAAAUUCACAUGAAAGUGAAUCAUACAAACAAAAAAACGGACACACGUGUACUCACCAAGCACGGCUCGGAGAGGAUGCGUUGUAUGUCAAAGUGAAGAACCCGGUAUUAGACGAGGAGGAAAUCAAGGUAGCUGACCAACAGAGCAAGGAACCGCGAAUUUUGCGCGAGCGUAAAAAAAUUGAAGACACUAUGAACUAGGUGAAAGAAAGGAAUCAUCAGCUGAAUGACAGAAUGCCACUUAGUGGCAGAGAAUCAACAAUGGCAACCUUUGUGGAGUGGAAAAACUGAACACCCGUGAUUAUUAGUAUUCUUCUUUUAAAGCAAACUGUGGACAAUAUCACGGAAUUGAAAAGAGUCUUGAGUUGGGUUGGUCACAGGAACAAGGCAAUAAAAUGCAAUAAAAUGCAAAGUUGUUAAGAGAAUUUUAUACGAGAAGAGAAUAUACAGAAUUUUAUUAGAGUUAUCUGCCUGUAUUUUUAGUACAGUAAGUAUAAUAAAA